Amborella trichopoda is the source of this 1294-nucleotide messenger RNA. RefSeq lists its product as uncharacterized. NCBI's taxonomy places the organism in Eukaryota, Viridiplantae, Streptophyta, Magnoliopsida, Amborellales, Amborellaceae. The record is from RefSeq and is a predicted model, not a curated record. Gene Ontology annotation, biological process: proteasome assembly.
ACCUUGAACAAACCACACACAAUUUUGAUACUUUAACCCACGAACCUGAAUCCAAUUCAGGGGGCGCAUGAGGAUUUUAGGAAGAUUUGCCCCCGUGAAAAAAGCCCAUUCGCUGCUCUCCUCUGCUCGUGCCCAGGUCCUCUCUCAUGCCCCUCUCUCCUGUGUUCUCUCUCAUCCCCGAUCUUCUCAAUCUCUCUAGGGCUCUCACACCUCUGUACUCUCUCUUUGCAAAUCCGUCUACCUCAUCUGAAGCUGUUAACUCUCAUAUCAUUAUGUCCUCACUCUUCAAGCCCUUGAAGCUAUUUCAGGAAUGCACAUUAUUCCUUACUCAAGUAGCUAUUCCUUCUUAAGGAUGCAACUUGGAGCAUUGUUGUGGUAUCAAAAUUGCUAUUGUAAGAAGGCACUGCUUUCUCUUCCAGCAGGUUAGCAGUGAAGUUGCUUUGAACCCAUGUUUGUUCACAGGAUUGCCUUGUGAAUACCAACAGGAACUGGAUAUCUUGCCAACCCGGUACUUAGAACUUACUUAACAUUCCAGGAGGUUGUCAAACGCAGAAACCGGGAACUUCUUUAACUUCCCAGGAGUCAUUAAACACAGAAACCAGGAACUUCUUGCAGUAACUUCUAUCUUCCCAGCAAGGAGGAACUUUCAAUUUACAGCAAUGGAUCGUGAUAGUGUUCGUUUUCCAGUCCCUCAUAGAAACAUCGCAGUUGAUAUCAAGGGAGCUAAAACAGAUAUACUGAUAUGCAGUUAUGAAGAUCAUAUUCUUGUGGUUGCAACACAGAUAGGAAGUAUGGGAACCAUCUUGCAUGCAAGUAAGGAGGAAGGUGUAUCCAUCAACCCAACUUUCAAUGUCUCUGUUAUAUUUGGGAAGAGGGAUGAGCCAAUGCUUGUGGCAUGUGCUCGGCAGCUUAUUGAGCAUAUGAGUAGCUCAGGUUCUUCAAGAGCACUGGUACUGUCUCUAGGACUCAAGGACCACUCUGCGGAAACUCUUAGAGCAGUUGUUGCUGCUGUGACUGCUAUUCGCCUCUGGUAAGACGGGGAACUCUUGCAGUUAUAAGAGAGAGAGCGAGGGGUUUUUAUUGAGAUGACUGCAUUGAUUCAGAGAGAGGGUAAUGGUUUCUUGAGACAACAGCAACGGUGCCCCAGGGAAAGCUAAUUCAUUAAUUUAAUGUAACUGAUAUGAACCUUAUUGAGUGGACAGGGGGGAUGUACCUCCAUAUGGCAUCUUGGAUGAUAUGCACCGGCUAUGUCUAACGAUACACGAGGAAGAUUUAUAUGUAUGAUUGUUCUGCA